Molecule: messenger RNA, 792 nt
Organism: Rosa chinensis
Lineage: Eukaryota; Viridiplantae; Streptophyta; Magnoliopsida; Rosales; Rosaceae
Product: secreted RxLR effector protein 161-like
Exons: 1
Coding region: 1-792 (263 amino acids)
Source: RefSeq, a predicted model, not a curated record
AUGGAAACUUGUGCAUCAGGGGAGGUUCCAAUGUCUAAGGGAGAAAAGCUUACUAAGAAACAAAGUCCAAAGAAUGAAGUAGAAAAGGUGGAUAUGGAGUCCAAGCCAUAUGCAAGGCUUGUUGGAAGCCUUAUGUAUGCUCAAGUCUGCACUAGGCCUUAUUUAUCUUUUAUAGUUGGCAUUCUUUCCAGGUUUCAGUCUAAUCCAGGUCAUGAACAUUGGGUAGCUGGAAAGAAAGUACUCAGGUACGUGCAGAGGAUUAAGAACCACAUGUUUGUGUAUACACAAGUCGAAAAAUUGAAGCUUGUAGGAUACACAGACUCAGACUUUGCAGGGAAUUAUCCUGAUUCUAAGAAAUCGACUUGUGGAUAUGUUUUCAUGCUUGUAGGAGGGGCUGUUGCUUGGAAAACUAUGAAACAAACCUUAGUGACAACAUCUACAAUGCAAGCAGAGUUUAUUGCAGUGUAUGAAGGAAUGUGUGAAGAGCUUUGGAUUAGAAUUUUUUUGAUACAAACUAGGAUUUUAAGUCAAAUAGUUUCUUAUGCUCUUGUAAUUCAUUGUGACAAUGAGGCAGCUAUGUUCUUCAGUAAAAACAGUAAAAGGUCAAAUAACUCAAAGCAUAUUGACCUCAAGUAUUACAGUGUGAGAGAGAGAGUCAAGCAUGGUGAAAUUUCAGUAUUGAGUAUAAUUACAGACUCUCAGCUUGCAGAUCCCUUCACUAAGGCAUUGUCAGUUGCUGCCUUCAAGAAGCAUAUUGAGAAUAUUGGUGUUUUACCUAGUUUAAGUUCUUGA